Hippocampus zosterae (dwarf seahorse) is the source of this 724-nucleotide messenger RNA. RefSeq names its product ubiquitin carboxyl-terminal hydrolase 37-like. NCBI's taxonomy places the organism in Eukaryota, Metazoa, Chordata, Actinopteri, Syngnathiformes, Syngnathidae. Gene Ontology annotation, cellular component: nucleus; cytosol. The record is from RefSeq and is a predicted model, not a curated record. Gene Ontology annotation, molecular function: cysteine-type endopeptidase activity; cysteine-type deubiquitinase activity. Gene Ontology annotation, biological process: protein deubiquitination; G1/S transition of mitotic cell cycle. The transcript has 7 exons. Bases 29 to 724 code for a protein of 231 amino acids.
CCUCGAGGAAAGGAAGACAAGUUGGAAGAUGAGGAGGAAAAAAUACAAUCAAAGCAUACAAGCCACAUCCAUGAAGCCAACCCUCAGACUUCAGCAGCUGAAAUAUCUUGGGCUUCCUAACCCGGCACAGAUCUGCUACAUGAACGCCAGUCUGCAGAGCCUCCUGACUCUGGAGGAUUUUGUUGAAGGCAUCAACUGUCAGAGGCCGGUCUGGACUUUAAGUCCUGAGGCUGCGCUCAUCAGAUCAUUUAUGAACAUCAGCGCAUGUCACAGCUCCAGAAAUAUCGAUCUUAAAAUCCGCUGUCUUUAUGCGUUCAAGAACACCGUCUCCCUCUUGGCGCCGGAGUUUCAGGAUCUCUGCCAGAAAGAUGCCCACGAGUUCCUGACGUCUGUACUUGAUCAAAUGAGAAAUCUGAAGCCGGCGCAGCAGAAACUGGCGACCAAAAUCGGAAAAGCCUACUGCUGUCCCGUGGAAGAGCACUUUGUGUUCAAGAUGCAGAACAUCAGGAUGUGUUUGAGAUGUAACAUGACAUUUACCAAAGAGGAGGAAUUUACAAACCUGUCCCUGGACCUGCUACCCGGUUGUGGAACAGUGGAGGAAAUGCUUCAAAAUUAUCUGAAGAAGACACAGGUGGAGUUUCAAUGUGAGUGUGGUUCCAACACAUCAUUGCAGAGCGCUUCCUUUAUUAGCCUGCCAAGGGUCAAGUACCCAAAGAUCGGCUGA